Messenger RNA from Penicillium samsonianum, 1881 nucleotides. RefSeq lists its product as uncharacterized. Lineage: Eukaryota; Fungi; Ascomycota; Eurotiomycetes; Eurotiales; Aspergillaceae. Gene Ontology annotation, molecular function: GTP binding. The coding region runs from base 1 to 1881 and encodes 626 amino acids. The record is from RefSeq and is a predicted model, not a curated record. The transcript has 6 exons.
AUGUCGGUCAGAUCCAUCUCUACUAGACAAUCAGGAAAGCGCUCAGCGCAUGGAAAUGCAUCAUCCCCAAGCACUCGAAGCUUUCGCGGAGGUCAUGAACCUAAACCGACCGAUGUAUUCAUUGCUGUGAUGGGUGUCACUGGCUCAGGGAAAAGUUCGUUCAUUUCGCUUUGCUCGGGCAAGUCCGUCCAAAUUGGGCAUACACUUGAUGCAUGCACCGCUAAAGUCGACGUAUACGCGUACAAGGCAUCACCCGACCGAACUGUUUAUUUGAUUGACACGCCCGGCUUUGACGAUACAUCAAAGAAUGACACCGAGAUUCUCAGUGAGAUUGCGACAUGGCUUGGCGCUUCAUAUAGAAGCAAAAUUCUACUCCACGGAAUCAUAUACCUGCAUCGUAUCACUGACGUACGGAUGCAAGGUUCCGCGAGGCGGAAUAUCCAGACAUUCAGAGACUUGUGCGGUGAGGACGCUCUGAAGAAAGUGAUCCUUGUCACAACCAUGUGGGAUAAAGUCCAAAGCAGCGAGGGCGACAUGCGGGAAAAGCAGUUGAAGGACACGAAGGAUUUCUGGGGCUGGAUGCUGAGCAAAGGCAGCACCUGCCAUCGGCAUGAUAAUACCGAGACUACGGCGAGAGAUAUUGUACACCGGCUAGCGAAACAAAAGAACCCCAUAAUCACAGAUAUACAAAAACAACUUGUCGAUCAGAAUCUCCAACUUGAUCAGACAGCUGCCGGAAAAGGGAUACAAAGCGAGACGCUUAAAGAGAGAGCCAAAUGGAUGAAGGAACAACAAAAGUUCGAAAAAGAGAGACGAGAGGCAAUGCGACAAAAGGACCGCGAGAAAGAAGAAAUAAUGCGCGAGGAGCGUGAUAUGAGUGCGGCAAUGAUCAGGAAGGCUAACCAGGAUAUGGAAGCCAUGCGCUUAAAUAUGGAAGAACUUGUCGCCCAGCGAGAGGAGCGCGAGGCACUCUUGGAAAAGCGUAUAGAAGAGCGGCUGGAGAAGCAGAUGCAAAAGAAGCAGGCUGCUCAUGACAAAGAGAUCAAACGGAUUCAAAGAGAAAAAGAGGCCGAGAUGAAAAAAUCAAGAGAACAGGAGAAGCAAGCCCAACGCGAUCGAAAAAAGUUGGAAGAGAAAAGAAGGGCGGAGCAGCAGAGAAAGGCGGAACAAGAGAGGAUAUCCGAACAGGAGAGAAAGGCAAAGGCUGCUGAAGCCAAUCGCCAGUCGCAAAACUCUUCAUCGAAGGUUCAAGGGUGGUCCCCCUAUUCGGUAACUAUAGGAGAUCACAGUUGCGCUGUCAGUGGGCCAAGAUAUUACAAGGCCUCUAUGGAUGGCUGGCCAAAAGUGCAGGCUGGCUCGGAAUGGAUUGGUGCUGUCAGUUUUGGGAGUUCCGGCGCAUGGAUUGCUCGUUACGGAGGAGGAACUUGGAAGUACUCACUCCCGAACUACCCAAUUCUCGCAGGCAAGCUUGCCCAUCACGGAGUCAAGAAUCUUGAAUUUUGUGUCCUCGGGCCUGGACAAACGUACUAUGCCCGGUGGGUGAAUGGGGUCUGGUGGAGCCAAGCAUCAGAACAGAUCAACAACUAUUUGACGGAAAUUGCCAAUCGAUUGGAUGGUUCUAAAGUUCUGGCCAUGGCCGUUGGAUACAAUGACACCUAUGUUAUUUCAUUUGGAUGGGCUACCGGAUCGACUAUCAGGGGAAGCUCCGGCCAUCGAAAAGAUUUGAAAGGAUACUACUCGGAUCUAAACCAAUUCGCCAACGCAAGUAGUCCUUUGGAUAUAGUGGUGAGUCUCCCCAAUUGCCUUAAUCAGAUCUCGGAAAUCUCACUUUACAACAGGCCAUUGCACUUGACCCGGACAGCACGACAGAUUAUAUAUUAA